AUGUCUACGGCAGCAUUUGCUGCGACCAUCCCCCGCGCAAGUUCGACCGCGCCACACAGAUCCUCCGCAUACACCCCGCAGGCGUCUCAGCCGAGACCAAACACCACUGACGAUUACGAACGAUGGUAUACCGAAGCAUCACCUUCAAAUCGCAUGCUCCUGUCGCUGCGAUCAGAAAUAGACUCAGAGAUCUCUUGGGCUCUUGAUAGACUAUGCAGACUAUGCAACAACGAGCAGUUUCUCCUGCGUGCUAUCCCGGGACUGACAGACGCGCUUUUCGAAUGGCCUGUCUGGUAUGUCGAGGUAGGCUCGGCUCAACUCACACCGCCAGCAACCUUGUUUUCUCUUCCCCCGGAAUGGGACAGAAAGCGGCGGCACGCCCUGGAAUCGCUCUUCAUUCUGCGGAAUGCUGCAAUCAACGAACCGAACGCGCAAGAGCUCUCACAGCAUCGACGAACUCGGCCUCUCAUCUUGCUAGCUUUGCAUUAUAUACCACCGACCACUGAUGCGAACUCAGAAUUCAUAAUGUAUAUCAUCGAGAUACUGCAGGCCAUCUCUCCCACUCUAAUUUUGCCGCCUCCCGACGCACCUAAUCUUGCCAACCCGAUGUCCCCGUUGCGAGACAUCGCGGGGAAGUCUACAAAUCGCUCUCUCAUCGUCGCCGCUUUGACGACACUCAAUCUACUCUUGUCAAAUCCAGCCAACGUCGUUCACCUGACAGAAGACUCACCUGCUCUGGACGCAGCAGUCAGAUAUCUCCCCUUGUUUUCCGACAAGGCCCUUGUGGAGGCUUCUAUGAAUUAUCUGUACGCGCACCUUUCCCAUCCGCCAAUGACCAAGGCCUUCCUCCUUCAUCCACGAAUGCCAGGUACUCUCAGGGUCUUAGUAUCGUUGCUCCUCUCUGAACAGGUGGAGGAAACUGUGGCCUUGGACAUCAGCGGAUCGGUCCAGACUGUCCCUGCACAGACGGUCGCCGUUAAGGAUCAUGAGCUGACGCAUGAGGAGAUGGACAGACUGGUCGGUUUAUCAGAACCUCAGCGGUGCUAUGAAUGGAUGAGAACGAUGUUCCUGGCCAAGCCCGAGGGCGAAUUGACACAAGUUGAUUUUUGGAACUUGUACAAGGACGCCUUCACGCCCUACCAAGAUCGGUAUCAACUGCUUGUUGCGUCGGAUGUCAUCAAGAAUGUCAAUCUCGUUUUCCCUCAAGCGCAGGCAAUGGUCCUUCCAGGUCCGCCACAACGAUUCGUUGUGCGUGGUGUCGAUCGACGGAAAGAUCGAUCAGCUUUCGAACAACUCAGAUGUCGCUGGGAUACAUCACCAUGUGACGCUGGGCCGUUCGGGACAACAAGUGAGCUCUACGAACAUGUCUUAUUUCAGCACAUCAACCCGUACGAGGGCACCCAUGUUCCAUGUCAAUGGGCGUCAUGUCCACAUCCUCCACUUGAAAAAGCGCAUAUGCGCGGACAUGUUCUCACCCAUCUGCCUAAUGCUGAGCCCCCUCCCCGCGAUAUGUACCAAACUACAUUGAUCACCUUACCCUCCCCGAACUACCCAUACCCUAUGACCGACCCAACAACGCGUCCUCCUCCGCCUCCCCGUUCUACCACGAUCUCCUACAAGCGUCCAAUCGUCGAUCCAUCUUCAGCCGCUUUGACGGCGCUCCUCUGCAUCCGUGUGCUCUUCCGUGCAUCCUUUGCAUCGUCAGACGCUGCACCGCGUGCAGACGAAGACCACUUUGGCUUCCCGGGUAUCGUGGAGGAGACAGAGGAUUCCGAAAGCGCGAAACAAAUAAGUGCCGGAAAUGAGCAAGAGCGGGAGGGCCAACGGAGAGGGAGGAAGGCUUUCAUUUCGGUGAGGAACCUCAUGGAAGGCGUGAGAUUACGGGACGAAGCGUUGAUGGGAUGGAUCACGGAGAUGGUGGACGCGGGGAUCACUGGGACGACAUGACACUCGCAAGGUUUCUGGACGACGUUGCACGUCCUUGGAAUCACCUCUCGUAUGCUCGCCGGAGACAUUUAUCCAUCGAGGACGGAGGCGUCUACAUAUCAAAAUCAGCGGCGUCAAAUCUCACGGUGGGUUCGUGUUGUUGCUACUUUCUCUUUCGCGGAUGUAGAACAGAAUAGUGCAUCAAUGUGUCAUUGAGGGCGAUCAAUGUCCCGUGUAAUCUGAACGCGCGGGUGGGAUACGUCCGAUGCUGCGC
This is a messenger RNA of Postia placenta MAD-698-R-SB12, 2200 nucleotides long. RefSeq lists its product as hypothetical. Lineage: Eukaryota; Fungi; Basidiomycota; Agaricomycetes; Polyporales; Adustoporiaceae. The transcript has 3 exons. Gene Ontology annotation, molecular function: DNA binding. Bases 1 to 1947 code for a protein of 648 amino acids. The record is from RefSeq and is a predicted model, not a curated record. Gene Ontology annotation, biological process: regulation of DNA-templated transcription.